CGCGAGGUGUCGGGGGACUGAAGAGGGGUCCCAACGGCGUCAUGUAGAGCUGAUCAUUGUCUCUCACACUUUCUAAGUAUCCAUUACACAACAGUGAGCGAGGAAAGGAGUCGGGCCAGAGAUAUCAGCAGUCCAUGUGAAGCAGCAGCGGUGCCCAGAGGGCUCUUCCUCUCAACGUCAACGAUAACCAACUAAACUGAGUGCAGGAAUACAAGCGUAAAGAUGAGAACUUCUGUUCAUUAUAUGAGUAUUUUAUGAGACGUGAACGUUUAUAUCGGGUGAAUGUUUAGUGAACGGAAUGAGGAAGAAUAGUUUCCAAGUGUAUGAGAAUCAAUGAGUUGACCGGGUGCUUUAUCUCAACGCGAAUUAUUGUGUGCAAAAAAAUCACUUUGAUUUCACACUCCUUAUUUGAGACACCAUCGAAGAAACAAUGAAUGGAGGUCGGCAUUUUCCACCAAUUUAAACAACGGUAUAUGCGCUACAUUUUUAUUACUUUGCGGCACAACACCUAUUUUGGGUGGAAUUUCGGAGUCGGGCUUCUUCUUCUCGCCUUUGCGCUUUCCUCCUGUUCAGCAGAUUAACUUGGAGGGAUCCAUGCAGUCGCGAAGAGAGAGGAGAGAAGUGCGACCCCGUGCUGGAUGGAUGGUUAUGGGGAAGGGAGCAGCAGGACCUUCGGCGCUUGAAGUCGGCAAGAUCCUUGUUUUUUUUCUUUGCCUGUUUCCUUCUGUGAGUCUGCAGUGUAAGAUCCUCAAGUGUAACUCAGAGUUUUGGGCCUCCACCUCAAGCUCUGGCCCAGAGGAGGAGUUCUGUACGGCACUGCGGGCGUACAACAACUGUGUACGCCGCACCGCACGCACUUGCAGAGGCGACCUGGCCUACCACUCAGCCCAACAUGGCAUAGAGGACCUCAUGAGCCAACACAACUGCUCCAAGGAGGGGCCUACAACCCAGCCUCGAGCCGGGACCCCCGCUCCACCCCCACCACCACAGCUCCAGCCUGACAGCCAGGAGCGCUCUGAUGGGCCGGAGCAGUGUCACUACGAACGCAGCCUUCCUCGCCAUUCCUCGCCACCCAACUACACCCACUGCGGCUUCUUUGGAGACCCGCACCUCCGUACCUUCAGCGAUGACUUCCAGACCUGCAAGGUGGAGGGAGCCUGGCCGCUUAUCCAUAACAAAUACCUGUCUGUUCAGGUGACCAACACACCUGUCGUGCCUGGCUCCUCUGCUACGGCCACCAGCAAGUUGACAAUCAUCUUCAAGAACUUCCAGGAGUGUGUGGACCAGAAGAUGUACCACGCGGAGACAGACGAGCUGCCUGCGGCGUUUGCCGACGGCUCCAAGAAUGGUGGAGACCGCCACGGGGCCAACACGCUGCGCAUCGUGGAGAAGGUGUCUGGGCAGCAUGUGGAGAUCCACGCACGCUACAUCGGGACAACCAUCGUGGUCCGGCAGGUGGGCCGAUACCUGACCUUUGCUGUGCGGAUGCCAGAGGAAGUAGUGAACUCUGUAGAAGACCGAGACAACCAGGACCUGUACCUUUGCCUGCACGGCUGCCCCGCCAACCAGCGCAUCGACUUCAGGACAUUCAGGGACCGUGCAGUGGAGGGCCACGGCCCAGGCAAGAGCAGGAUGGGCAGCCAGCCCCAUGGGUUUACGUAUCAGGCUGCCAUGGCCAAGUGUAAAGAGCGCCUCCCAGUGGAGGACCUGUACUUCCAGUCUUGUGUGUUCGACCUGUUUUCCUCUGGGGACAUCAACUUCACCAUGGCUGCCUACUAUGCUUUUGAGGACGUGAAAAUGCUCCACUCCAACAAGGACAAAUACCACAUUUUUGAAAAGGAUGCAUUCGGGAGUAAUGCAGCGCCAAGGGGAUCAGAUUUGUUCUCGCUAGUCCUCCUCAACUGUCUGGCUGUGUUGUUGUGGAUUGAGUGCUGCUGGGUUCAUCUAUAGUCCCCUGCCAACAUUAUCCUCAUUAUGCUAGCUGUCAGUGGGUGUGAAACAGUGCUCUCACCGUGUCAUACUUCACCUCUACUGCUCUGUUCUCAGUGGCUGGUGGUCAGUCCAGACAGCAGGGCCGUCCAUACCUCUGAGGGGACACAGCAGCCCAUGUGCAAUCAAACUCAUCCCAGCCCAUGGUCUCAUUGUUGUCAUCAUGUGUUGACUUACAUCUGGUGGAGAGAUGAGCUCUCUGCUCCCACCUAUCAUUGCGUUCAUUCAGCUGGUUUAAGGACUAGUCCUUUGAUUAAAGGAGCAGUGGUGAGAGAGGAGAGCCCAGGAGCCCCAGCACUUUGGAUAUCCACCUGGGAUUAAUUCCUACAUUCCCACUGGGACUGCAUGGGAAGCAAGACGAGAUGAUCUCUUGCAGAAAGAAGAGUUUGCUGAUCGCCUCUCCUCACUGGUGCCAAGCCAGUGGAGCUCUCUGUGGCUCAUGGGUCUGGGCUAGAGGACAUGACAGGGGCUUUUGUUAACUUCUGUCCAGAAGGAGCUCACUGUUUGAUGAGCUUCCAGCUUUGGAAAAGCCUGAGCUUUUUGGAGAAAGCGCUCGGCCAAAAGGAUGUCAGAGCAGCGAGUGACAGUCUAGUCUGCUGUGGAGGUUAAUAGGUCAUAACGCCAGGUCUUUUGUAAGAUUGUGUGUGUGUGUGUGUGGUUGUGCCCCUCUGUGGUUUAGUGUGUCAGCCAGAACGGGCUGUCUUGAAUAUUGGCGUUUAAAGUGUUAAUUAUGAUAAAUGUAUUUUUGUAUAGGGUGUAAUUAAGAUGUUAAUAAGAAAACAAGCCCUUUACAAACUUUACCAAGGGCACACAUAAUGCAGAAACCCAGAUCACGUUUACAGAGUAUAUCUUAUCCCUUCAUUCAACCGAUCAACCAACCAACAUGUACCAUGGCCAGGAAAUUGAUUUCUACAGGUCGUUUGUGAAUGAUUUGUCACUUUUUAUAGGCAGUCAACAGUUCCCCGCAGAUGUAGGUAUCAUGGCCAUGUAUUUGGUUUGAGAAAUAUAUAGUCUUUCUGACCACUCUGUAGAGAGCAGAGAGUAGGUCCUGUAUCAGAGGAGGUUGGUGGGAGGAGCCAUAGGAGGACGGGCUCAUUGUAAUGGCUGGAAUGGAAUAGCUGUCAAAUCCAAAAGUGGCACCGGGCGUUAUACCUAUUGUGGACAUUGCCAUUGGAUGCGCCGAGUCGCAUUAGUAGAAAUCCUAUGCAGCUGUUACAAGUUUGAACACUGGCAUGUGUGAUGUAAUCUACACCUUGAUUAGGCUAUUCUCAUAAUUUUUAUAUAGCCUACACUUUCUCGUUCUUAAUAUGUAACGCUGGUGGAGGGGUGUGGCUUUGUGACAAAACACCAGCUAUGCAGUGUCGGCUAGCGCGGUUUAAUGGUUGAUCUGAUUUAAUCUAGGCCUAAGUAUUUGAACUUUUGAUUGUGUAGAACGCUGGAAGGUGCUAAAUGAACUUAGUGGAUAGACUUAUUCAGAGCAUUAUAUGGCAAAUAAGCUGUCAGUUUAAGGUUUUGAAUUGUACCUUUUGCGAUAUGCAGGACCCGUGUGACGUGCAUGCAUCUACAGUACCAUUUUGAUUUGUUGUAGUUUCCCUAUUGCAUUGUUUCUGUUCAUAGUAAUAAUUUCAUUCACUAGUAAGCCUAAAUCUUGAGGAGGCUUAGGUACUAAUACUCAGAAGGCCUGCUAUAUAUGAACAAGACAUUUAACCUAAAUUCUGGUUUGAUCUUGAUUUUCAUUAUUUGUUGUAUAACCAAGUAAAGCUCAAAGGAUAAAACCUUGUCAGACGAUUUGCUUCAUUUUCCCCCCUUCUAUUUCAUCUCGGUAGAAUAUAUUUAGAUUUUACCCUCAUCUAUCCAACAUCUUAACAAGGUAAUAUAUCCCUACACUGAAGUGUUUGGCAGGCCUAACUACUGCUAUGGGAGCAUGUACUGGUGCAGUUUGUUCUUAGUCUGACAAAAAAAGUUGAUCAAAUAAACAAACAUGAUUGUAACAUUGAAUCAUGUUUUUAUAGAUGUAAUUUGUAUUAUGAGUUUGCUAUAUGGUUCUACAUGUGUAAUGUGAGAUUGUAUAUACGUUUGUGAGUUUGUAAAAUAUUGUAUUUUAUCUGUGUUGAAUAUAUCACUACAGUUUUGAAUAUGAGAAAGGGUUUGGUGAAUGUGACCUUUUUAUUUUAAAAUAAUUUUAUGAAAACGGGCCUAGUGUUCAGCUAUCUAUCAAUGGCAGGGAUCCUAUCCUGGUUACUGUAGUUUCAGAGCAUUCUGUUGCUUGCUCAGGAGCAGACACAAGUUAACCUGGAUUCCAUCCAGGCGGAUAUCUAAAAAGGGAAUACAAUAAAGUUUUUUUUUUUUUGGUGUUCAUGUUUUUAAUUUUAAAGCACUUUAUGUUCUCUUCACUUAGCUCUUACUUGGUUUGAACUUGAUUGUGAAUAGAGGUUGUCAGAUUUGUAACGGUAGAAAAUAUGGCAUUAAAACACUUGGCCGAAUGGCAGAAGCCAGAAAGAUCAAACUGUGUUUGUAUGUAGGACAAAAGCGGUGCCACCCACCAACUGUUUAUAUUGUAAAUUAUUUAUUAAAUAAAAGAUAAGUGUCUCGUUAA
Coregonus clupeaformis (lake whitefish) is the source of this 4585-nucleotide messenger RNA. Its product is annotated as repulsive guidance molecule A-like. Gene Ontology annotation, biological process: BMP signaling pathway. Gene Ontology annotation, molecular function: coreceptor activity. Bases 595 to 1950 code for a protein of 451 amino acids. The transcript has 4 exons. Lineage: Eukaryota; Metazoa; Chordata; Actinopteri; Salmoniformes; Salmonidae. The record is from RefSeq and is a predicted model, not a curated record. Gene Ontology annotation, cellular component: plasma membrane.